Morone saxatilis (striped sea-bass) is the source of this 1857-nucleotide messenger RNA. RefSeq names its product E2F transcription factor 3 (gene e2f3). Gene Ontology annotation, biological process: regulation of transcription by RNA polymerase II. Lineage: Eukaryota; Metazoa; Chordata; Actinopteri; Moronidae. The record is from RefSeq and is a predicted model, not a curated record. The transcript is spliced from 8 exons. Gene Ontology annotation, molecular function: RNA polymerase II cis-regulatory region sequence-specific DNA binding; protein dimerization activity; DNA-binding transcription factor activity, RNA polymerase II-specific. Gene Ontology annotation, cellular component: RNA polymerase II transcription regulator complex. Bases 477 to 1325 code for a protein of 282 amino acids.
AUUCACGCUGGGUGCCCCGAGAAUAGCCUGACCGCGGACCAUGAGCUGCCGCCUGGUCGGGGAAAGAGCGGUCCUUCGAGCCGACGGACGGUCUUCAGUACGCCACACCCUCCGGUCUCUGAACAUCAGGGACACGGCAGAAAUAUUAUCCCGAACGAGUUCAGAAGCGAACUACUGUGCAGGCCUUUGGUGAGCAUGGGAGGGGGAUGGGGAGAAGUUGCUCCAACUAGCUAAACACACUGCUGAGGGAAGCUAGCUUCUGCCCCAACCCCCAGGCUAAGAGAAGGCUGGAGCUGGAAGCCCGUGACCCCCAGGACCUCCAGGAUGGUGGUGGGGCCGCCAAGAGGCCAGUGGCCUCUCUGUCCCACACUGGAGGAAAAGCUCCCGCCCCCAACCCCAUAGCAUACAAGUCCCUGUUGGAGAAGUCGCGCUAUGACACUUCGCUCGGUAUCUUGACGCAGAGGUUUGCGGAGCUGAUGAGGCGCUCUGCUGAUGGGGUGUUGGACCUAAACCUAGUCGCCAAGGAGCUCAAUGCCCCCAAGAGACGCGUGUACGACGUCACCAAUGUCCUGGAAGGAAUCGAUCUCAUCAAAAAGAAGUCUAAAAACCACGUCGAGUGGUUGGGCGGUCAGGUGAACCUACGCAGCAAUCAAGAGCUGAGGGCUCUCAUUGAGGAGGAGGAGAAGCUGGACGAGCUGAUCAAAAGCUGUACGCGGCAGGUUUACCAGAUUUAUGAGAACCGUUACAGUCAGAGAUUUGCCUAUUUGACUUACGAGGAUGUCCGAAGGAUUCCCAGCUUGAAAGAACAGACAGUGAUCGUGAUUAAAGCCCCUGCAGAGACAAAACUGGAGGUGCCACACCCAGAAGAGAGCCUCCAGGUCCACCUCAGCAGCACACAGGGGCCCAUUGAGGUGUUCCUCUGCUCUGAUGAACCCAUCCCUAUGGAAGCCACCGAUGGCUCCGUGGGCAGUGGCAGCCACUUAAACUCAUGCUCCAAUGGGAAUGGCUCUGUGUCCCUAUUGCCUUACUCAUCCUUUGUCCAGGUAUCUUCCAAAGACCAUGCUAAACCUAAUUCUGGAAUCAAUAGUAUCUCCCACCCGCCGACACAACUCUCAUCACCGGCUUCCGUCACCCCUGUCUCCCCCGGGCCCACCUCCUUGCACCCAGCCUCUGAAGAUCAGCAGAGCUUUGUCACCCUCACUCCACCUCUGACCUUCUCUCUUGAUGGAGAGGAGUACCUCCUGAGUCUGACUGAGGAUGAGGGCAUUACUGACCUCUUCUCCUCUGUUGACCUGGACCAGUUGCCCCUGGAUAUUCCCCUCUGAACAGCCCUUUUUGAAAUGCAUGAACUUUAGAAGCUGUGGGCCUCUUACUACAAACACGAUAUCAAGGGGGAUAUGGUAAAAGGACAAACUGCUCAUUUGAAUGUCAUUUUCUUUUUUAUAUUUACGUUCUUCCUAUCCUGGAUGAUGUGACUGGGAUUUACUGACACUCAGGUCUGUGGAGGAGGUUGUUGCCCAAAAGCAUCACAUUGGAGUGGUCUUGCAAUAGCUUUGGAUAUGGAGAGACCAAGUGAGAUCUUUUUAUGUCUUCCUUAUUGUCUUUAGGACAUGCACUUUGUUUCAGACCUUUGAUCUAUUGCAUUUCUGUGUUCUUCCUAAGUGUCCUUCUCAAGUCUCAACACAGGACUUAUUCUUGACCCUUAAUGUCAUGACAUCCCGUAGCGACGGUCUGGAAAGAUGUCAUGGGUGACAUUUUGUAUCAUGAUUACAAAGGAGCCUUUACAACAAAGUCUGAUGAUUUAGCACCUAUUAGUGUGAAGAGGUGUUGAUUAAAAGCAUUAAAAAUGCAAAGAAC